AAAAAAGCAUACACCAUCACACAAAGAAGAAGACGAGGGGGAAAUUACAAGGAAAAGCAGAAUAAAUCUAACAAACUCUCCACGAAAAACCUGACGAUGACUUUCGAUAGGAAUUAUUACCGGGUUAAUGUUUUCCUUUGACGUUCACAAUGAUUUCCGUGAGCUACAUCCUUUUGUGUGGACAAUUCCUACUGUUAGUGACGGUCAUUCUUUUGCAAUGUUUGGAAGGGAUCCACUCUCAAAACUCGUCGAGCGCUGAUGCUUCCACCGGCGGUCCUGCCUCGACCGUGACUCCCUUCAGCGAUCAGACUCCCGAAGUAUUGAAAUAUGAAGUUCCAAUGGGAAGUACGAAUUACACAGACACCUUCGAGUACAAGGCUUUGUCAGCAGUCGUCCUCUGCGGCUAUUUACCAGAGGAGUUCAUCUACUGUCAAGACCCUGUAGAUCAUGCUGGAAAUCAUAGCGCUUUUCUGGAGAUGGGUCAUGGCUGUGUUGGGUGGGGAGGCCAGACUCAGAAAGAAGUGAACCACACACCAGUUGUCUGCACUGCACUUGAUGAUAUUGAGUGUGCUGGGCCUAGAGAAUUCCUCAGGGGGAACGUACCUUGCAUCAACUGCUCAAGCUCCUCCUGGUGAGCGACUCCCUCCUCCUCUAAUUAAGAAGACAGAACAGCUGGGUGCUCCCUUUGUCUGUCUAUCAUGUUUAAGGAGUGAGGAGUGAAACAGUUUACCGCUAAAUAAGUUAUUUUGAUUAUUAUGAAGUCAACCACAGAGAAUAUUUUUUGUUUGUGAAAAUAAAUUAUAAACGUUUUGAAUCUAGAAAUAUCUCCGCAAGUGCUUAUUAAGGAAUUUAGUAAGUCAUAAACCUCCUUCUCGGGGCUACUCUGCUAUCUUUAUUUUAAUUUUUUGAACCCUUUUUGAACGCAAGAGUAGCCGUAACAAGUAAAUAAACUUCACUGAAGAUCCGAAGGAUCAACCACCAAGGACAGAAAGCACCCGACAGGCCGUGAGUAAAAUCAGCUGAUGGACUUCAUGAAUGAAUGAACGCGCUGCUGCGCUGUAUGGAAUCAUUGGAACGCGAUGGAAAAGAGAGUUGCAGAUUGAGGAUGUAAAAUAUAAUAAACAGGAUGUUGGAAGGAGGUUUAAGAAUGAAUUAAACAAUGAAAUAAGUGGAAAUUAAAUUGAGCUGUGUGAUUAUCUGGAAUGAUGUCUGGCACACCUGAGACGGCAGCUGAGGCCGACGAGAUGCUGAGAACGCGCAUUGCUUCGCGCAGAGGCAGACUGGGCGCGUGCACGAGGAGGCAAAAUAAAUAAAGACUUUGAUGACUGAUGGAACAAAUGCUGAUAAAGUCAAUGAAGAAUUUGAAGUAUUUAAAAGAGCUGUGGAUGCUUUUAAAAAUGCUCUCAACUUUGUGCAAGAAUUCUUAUCAGAGUAGGAAAAGGAAAAUGAUUAUUAUGACUCGGUAUGAACCCAGAAUAAUACAUUUGAAUUAAUUCAUGAAAGUUGUUGAAAAAUGGAAAAAAAAUUGCACAAUAAAAAGUUGGACCACUAGAAAGCAUAUCAAAUGUAUCUCACAUAUCAAAUUCUGCCACUGGAUCAAAGGCCUCCAGAUGUUACUCAGUGUCCUCAGAAUUAAAAAAGGCCAAAGCUGACCAGGCUGCUACAAUGGCUCGAGCUGCUGCACUGAAGGAAAAACACACCUUGCAACUGGAGGAAACAAAGCUUAAAGCAAAGAUGGAGCGAAUGGAGUUGGAAGCAGACCUCGCAUCAUCAACUGCUAAUAUACAAAUCCUUCAAAGUGAUUUAAUUCAUAAAAGUAAUGAAGUGGUUUAGGAACCCACGACUGAGUAUUAUGAUUCUCACCAUGAAAGAAAAGCUAUGGAGAGCAUUGUGGACUUUAUAGAGUUGAGUGCAAUACCCAAAACCCCACUUCACCAAACCAUUUUAAGUCUCCACAGACCUCUACAAAAAAGGAAUACAAACACAUCAGAAGAUCUAAAUAAACCUCAAAACAAAAACGCAACUGAAAAACACAAUACCCAGAGUGUAAAUCAGACGCAAAUAAUAAAUCACUCUGCACCUCUGGAGCCUAUCUCAGCUGCAUUUGUGCGAAAGGCGGGGUACACCCUGGACAAGUCAUCACCUCAUCGCAGGGCCGGAAAGAUAGACAGACAACAUUCACACACUUGGGCCAAUUUUAGUGUUGCCUAUCAACUUAUCCCCAGGUGCUUGUUUUGGGGGGUGGGAGGAAGCCGGAGUAUGUAAUUUCAAAAACUGAAAGUGCAAGAUUGUCAGAGACAUUUUACAGAGUAAGCACUCUUCAUUCUCUAGCAGGUGACUCUUCAAAUUAUCCUACAUAGUAGCAGUAAUGCUUCUUUUGGUAGCAACGCUUGUGCUCCACACUUGACCAAUUAAAGUUGUCUUUUCGACAUAUUCCCGCUUGAAGCCGAACCACCGCCAGACGACGGACCCACUGCUGUUUUUCUUGGGAAUAAUUCUUCCUUCAUUUGUUACCAGAUUUGCACCUUCUUUCUCUCGUGUUACCACUCGCACGGUUUCGCUAGCAUCACAGGUAACGUUACCCAUGCUGCUACCUCUCUGCUCCGCGAGGGCGUAUACGUAUGUGACGUAUGUAAGAAAGUGCGCUUGCUGUCUGUGGAGAAGGAGACACAAGAAAGAGUGGGAAGAGCCUGCAGUGUAAAGCCCACAGCUAAAAGCAACUGCGUGAGAACGUAUACUCGAAUAUCACGAUAUAGGUAUUUUCUAUAUCGCACAGAAACAAACCCUCGAAAUAACACUUGUAUAUAUAUAUAUAUAUAUAUAUAUAUGUGUGUAUA
This is a messenger RNA of Nerophis ophidion (straightnose pipefish), 2837 nucleotides long. RefSeq names its product TM2 domain containing 2 (gene tm2d2). The transcript is spliced from 4 exons. Lineage: Eukaryota; Metazoa; Chordata; Actinopteri; Syngnathiformes; Syngnathidae. Bases 150 to 635 code for a protein of 161 amino acids. The record is from RefSeq and is a predicted model, not a curated record.